Molecule: messenger RNA, 5664 nt
Organism: Closterium sp. Naga37s-1
Lineage: Eukaryota; Viridiplantae; Streptophyta; Zygnematophyceae; Desmidiales; Closteriaceae
Source: the annotation of a GenBank genome assembly
AUGGCGUCGCUUCAGCCGCGCCACAGCGGCUCCCCCAAGAUCGCGACGCGAUCAUCCUCGUCGGAAGGCGGUAAGCCUCGUUUUCUGUCGGCCGCCAUGACCGCCGUCACUGAGCGCAACCGAUUCACAGAAAUCGUGUUCGCGGCGCUGCUGCUGUCCGCGUCGCUCCGCAUCUGGCUCGACCUGCGCGUCCACGCACCGCGUCCCACCGAACUCCCCUGCCGCAACGACGACUCGCUUCAGCCGGCCGACCAAUCGACGUCCGCCGCGUCAGCAUACAUCAACGACAGCGUCGUAGCGCUGCCCGGCCGCGCGUGGCGGUUACCAGCGGGGGUGGCGUGGGCGUACGGCGGGCUGGGCGACGGCAAGGUGGACCCGGCGCGGUUCCGCCUGCACGUGAAGGUACUCGUCUUCGACCGCCCCGCGUACGCGCUCCGCUGCCUGCGCGCGCUGGCGGCGGCGCUGUACGACGCGGAGCCCGUCCAUCUGGACGUCUUCGUCGACCACCCCUUCGCGCUGCGCGCCGACGCCGCGCCCUGGUCGCCGCGCGCCGCGAGACGCGUGGCGGCCUCCCAUUCCCUAAUGGCGCAGAUCGACGCGUUCGCGUGGCCGCACGGGCCGAAGCGCGUGAUGUACCGAUCGCAGAGCGCAGGCGUGCAGGGCCAGUGGGUGGAGGCGUGGUGGCCGGAGAGCCUCGCUGACGUGGCGCUGAUGGUGGAGGACCACGUGGUAGUCUCCCCGCUGUACUACCGCUACCUGAAGCGCCUCCUGGCGCGGUACUACUUCCGGCGCGCGGACUUCGACCCGCACGUGCUGGGCGUGUCGCUGCAGCGCCAGUCCUUCGUGCCCGGGCUGGGCGCCGACCCGCUCCCCCCGCUGGCGCACGGCGCGCCGUUCCUGUACGCCGUGACGGGCACGUGGGGGCAGGCGCUGCUGCCGGGGCCGUGGCGGCAGUUCCGCCUGUGGCUGGACAAGCGGCGGUACAACGGCAGCCGGCAGCCCCUUGUGGGCGGGCUCAAGACCACCCAGUGGUUCCGCGACAAGGGCAACAGGAGGUGGUCGCCGUGGGCCAUCAAGUGGGCGCACAGCACCGCCAUGCUCUCACUCUACCCGCCCCUCCCCGCCAACCUCUCCCUCGCCUUCCCCCUCAAGCGCGCCGCCCCCCCCUCUGACGCCCCCCUCGUGCCGCUGCUCCCAGGGAUGGGGGCGGGUGCGGGUGGGGGGAGCGGGGGAAGCGGGGGAGGGGGCGGGGAGGGGGGGGUGGAGGGGGCGGUGAGGGCGUGGAUGGAGGGGCCGCUGCCGGGCAUGGCGCGCGUGAGGCGCUUCGACCUGUGUGCUCGCGAGCUGCCGCACCUCCCCGUGGGGCACUCCCUGCCGGACCUGCACUCCCUCCUCUCCGCCGUCGCCCAGGACAAGCGGGUGUCGCUGGUGGUGGUGCCGACGGGCGGCAGGGACGAGGUCAACAACUGGCUCUGCCACCUUGACGGCAGCGGCCUGCGCUCAUUCGUCCUCAUCGUCCCCCAUGCCAGCCUGGCAGCUGAGCUGUCCGCACGUGGCUUCGCUGCCUUCCAUCUGCCGCCACUCAGCAGGCGCCAGGUGGCACAGGGGCUGGGACAGCUGACAGCGAGGGGAGGGGUGAAAGCAGUGAGGGAGAAGGAGGGGUUGGAGGAGGAGGAGGGUGAGGAGGUGGAUACUGGCGGGCAAGUGGAGGGGAGGGCGAGGGGCAAUGUGGACGCCGUGUGGCGGGGUGACCCCAUGGCCACCGAGGCCCUCGGGCUCAUCCCUGCUGACGUGGACAUGUGGGGCCACCUUGACACUGCUGAUGUGGCAUCUAGCUUCUUUGUGAUUCGUUCUCGCGCCGCUACAGUCUCGGCGUGGGGCCAGCUGGCUAAGCUGUGUGCGCAGGCGCCCAAGGGGGGAAGCAUGGGGGGCUUGGACAAGGUGGAGGUGGGGUGUGGGGAGCCGGGGAGUGGCGUGCAGCAGAAGCAGAUGCGGGUGCUGCUGACUCAGGCAAUGCAUUUCAGGGAGGUGGAUUCGAUACCCUUUGGACGCGAUGGCGCAGUGCGUGUGCCCAAGGGAACGUUGCUACCUGCUCUACUGCCACCUCAAUUCGCAACAAAAGGGAAGAAAAUCAGAACCAUCCAUUCCGCAGGCCCGGCCUUCAAGCGCCCGUGGCAUCGACCGCCGCCAUCGCCGUGCGGAGUGAAGGCGCUGCGAGUCCGCGCCGCGCUGAGCCUCGAUGCCGCGCGAAACACGGUCGACCCCUUCUCGUUGCUCUCUGCCGUUCCGCCGCUCCGCGCGCCGUCUCUGGAGGAGGGCGCAAUGGGCAUGACGAUGAGGGAGAGCCUCGCCGUCGCGGUCGAGGCGGCAGGCGGAACCCGCCGGGCGGAAGAAGGAUAUCCGGGCGCGGCUUGCGCUGCUGACGCCGCGCCACUGACGCCCAGCCGCCUGGCGUCCCGGCUAGGCGUGCUCUUCUUAUCGGCCGCUGCGGCAGCAGCGGCGGGAACUAGCAUGCCCGCGCAGGCCGUGCAGGCGGAAGCAGUGCGGUCGGAAGCCGUUCAUGCGGAAACAGCUUGGGCGGAGGCAGUGCAGGCGGAGGCAGCAGCGACAGCAGUGACGGCACCCGAGGCAGAAGGCCAGAGCGCAGAAGUGGCGUGGCAGCUGCCGACUGUAGCGGUGGUUGCUGCUACAGCUGUGCCGGCUGUCGGUCCAGGUGGCGGCAGUCGUUCUCCACGUAAGCAGACAGCUCAGCAGCACGUGGCCGCGCUGGAGGGGCGCAUGCAGCGGAUGAUGGCGUGGGUGCGCCAGGGCAGGCGGGGGCGGGCGGAAGAAACAGGGGAAGCGGGGCGCGAGGGGCGCGAGGGGCAAUCAACGGCUGCGCAGCAGGCCGAGGCGGAAGCAGCGUGGGGGAGGGGGGGUGGGGAUGGCUCAGGGGGGAGAGGGGCAGUGGGCUUGGAGGAGGAGGGCAGUGGAGUGGGAGGAGCGCGGUUGAGAGAGAUGGGAGGAGAGGGAGUGCGGUUGAGCGACGGUCCGGAGUGGCUGAAGGGAGUGGCAGAGCAGUACGGCAUGGCGCUGCCGGCAGCUGUGGGGGCCACCAGGGGUGGGGCAGCCACGGCCGCAGCUGCCGAUCCGGCAGCAGCAGCGGCGGCGGCGGUGGUGGCGGGGAGGGUGCUGGCGGCGCUGAGGCAGGCGGAGCAGUCCACUCGCGCUGCACCUGCACACCCCGCCACAGCACCCGCCUCCACGCCCGCGCCCACCACAGCAGCCCCUGAGAGCAGGGCGCAGGCGCUGCAGGCGGCGCUGUCACCCCUGGAGCAGAAGCUGGAGGAGGCGGAGGCGUCUUGGCAGCGGUACGAGGCGGCGGUGCAGUGGACGGAGGGGCGCCUCUCAGCACUCGCCACGCUCGCCCUCACCACCGCCACCCACCCGCCCUCAUCCUCCCUCGCCGCAUCCCGCACCCACCUGCUCUCCUCCCUCGCCUUCGCCCAGAAGCGAGCAGCUGAGCGCAACCUGCGCCCCCAUCUCUCCUGGCCACUCCGUCAUCGACACCAGCGCUCCCCCCCUCCUCGUCGCUCGCGCCCCAACGACCGGUGCCGCGCUCGCUGUCGCAGCCGUCACGGGCGCUCUCCCACGCCUCAUGGUGCCCCACCGAGGCUGCUCACACCACUCAGCCAGCCCUUGGCCCACGACAGCACGAGCCUCGCCAGCACGCAUGCUGCCCUGAGCAUUCUCCAGCAGGUGCGUUGCGUUGCACUCCCUCACGCAUCAGAUGCCUCUGCCCAUCGCAUUGUACCUGCCCAUACCUCACAGCACCGUGCUCAUGCCAUGCUCUCUGCUCAUUUCCUCCCUUUCCUUCCCCAGGCGCCAGUGCUGGUGGAGGGAGCAGGUGGGGGCGAGUGGGCGAGGGAGUUUGUGGCGGAGUCGGUGGCCAGGGAGCUCAGCAAGCGCCGCACCCGCCCAUGGCCAUGCCACGUGAUGUGGCAAGGGAGGCUACAUUACUGGUAUGCGUUGGACGUGAACACGGAGCGCGCGGAGGACGUGCUGACGCACAAGCGGCUGCUGGAGGAGGCGGCGCGGCUGCACGGGCUGCCCGUCUUCUUCGUCCGCGCCGUCCGGGCCUGCCUAGCGCAGUGCAAUGCGCGCCGGCGCAAGCGCGCCGUUGAGGCGGUCAUGUGCAGCUCCCCAUGCGUGCGCGUGUGCGUCCCCCUUACGUGCGUGGCGCGCUUCCCCGCAGAUGGCGGCAGCGGGGAGGCGGGGCAGCACGCGAGCAUGGAGACGGACGACCACCAUCCCGCCCUGCCGCCCCACGGCGCGCUAGCGCCGCCAGCGUUUGGGUCGUCGCCGAAUCUGGAGGAGCCGGUGGCGGGCGGCGGGCACGGCGGUGCCAUGGGCGACCACCGCCACGCCGACCUCAGUGCGCCGUACUACAACGUGCCCAUGCACGAAGUCACCUUCUCCACCUUCGACCGCCCCAAGCUGCUCAGCCAGCUGUCAGCGGUGUUGGCGGACGCGGGGUUGAACAUAAGGGAGGCGCAUGUGUUCUCCACGUCCGACGGGCUCUCCCUCGACGUCUUCGUCGUCGACGGCUGGCCCACCGAGGUCCACCCUCGCAAUCAAACCCCCCCUCCUCCACCACUGCCUCUUUUGAGGCGCUUCAAAAGUAGACCAACCCCCCCCUCCUCCACCACUGCCACUCUCUGUGCUCUCACCCCCCACUGCCACUCUCUGUGCUCGCACCCCCCACUGCCACUCUCUGUGCUCGCACCCCCCACUGCCACUCUCUGUGCUCGCACCCCCCACUGCCACUCUCUGUGCUCGCACCCCCCACUGCCUCUCUCCAUACGGUCGUGCCAUGGCCAUUGUCCUCCGCUCCUAACCCCUCCCGUCUCGUCUGUGCCGCGUGACCAGGACGUGGUGGAUCUGCAUGCAGCCUUGGUGCGCGUGCUGCAGAUGGGGGCGGGCGCAGCGCUCUCCAUGCAGCCAGAGGCGUCCGGCCAGUCAAUGCAGUCAAUGCAGUCAGGGCGUGGCCCCGCGGGGUCGGAGUCAGCGGGCAUAGGGGGGCUGGGGGCAGGCGGGCAGGGGGCGGGGUCGUUGGUGUCGGGGGCGGAGUCACGCGUGCCCAUCCCCACGGACGGGCGGGACGACUGGGAGAUCGACAGCCAGCAGCUCAAGCUGCACCACAAGAUCGCCUCCGGCUCCUUUGGUGACCUGUACCGGGGCACGUACUGCGGGCAGGACGUGGCGAUCAAGAUCUUAAAGCCCGAGCGCCUCAACGACUCGCUGCAGCAGGAGUUCGCCCAGGAGGUGUACAUCAUGAGGAAGGUUCGCCAUAAGAAUGUGGUGCAAUUUAUCGGAGCCUGCACCAAGCCGCCUAACCUCUCUAUAGUCACAGAGUUCAUGGUGGGCGGCAGUGUGUACGACUACAUUCACAAGCAGCGCGGCAGCAUGCGGCUGCCCAUGGUGGUGCGCGUGGCAAUGGACGUGGCCAAGGGGAUGGACUUUCUGCACAAGAACAACAUCAUCCACCGCGACCUCAAGGCCGCCAACCUCCUCAUGGACGAGAAUGAGGUGGUGAAGGUGGCGGACUUUGGGGUGGCGCGGGUGAAGGCGGGCAGCGGCAUCAUGACGGCGGAGACCGGCACGUACCGCUGGAUGGCGCCCGAG